Phragmites australis (common reed) is the source of this 1466-nucleotide messenger RNA. Its product is annotated as GDSL esterase/lipase At1g31550-like. The transcript has 5 exons. Gene Ontology annotation, molecular function: hydrolase activity, acting on ester bonds. The coding region runs from base 155 to 1282 and encodes 375 amino acids. Lineage: Eukaryota; Viridiplantae; Streptophyta; Magnoliopsida; Poales; Poaceae. The record is from RefSeq and is a predicted model, not a curated record.
UCAUGUAUAGUCUUAUAUAUGAAGCCCAACACAAGCUUAACCCGUGAACUCAUGCAUCGAGCACAACAUAUUUUUUCCUCUCUGCUUGUUGCAACUGUAAGUUUCCAUAUAUUUCGUUAAUGAUCUAAUUAGCUAGAUCAAUUAGCAGAUACCGAUGGCUUCUUCUUCACUGGUGCCCAUGCUUCCCCUUCUCCUCCUCCUCGUGUGCCCGGACGUGGCCGUGUCUGCCGCAGCACCCGUCGGCGCGUCCUGCUACACGCGCCUGUUCAGCUUCGGCGACUCCAUCACCGACGCUGGCAACCUCGCCAGCUUGUUGCCCAACAUCUUCGUGAUGGCACCACCCUACGGCGAGACCUUCUUCGGCCGCCCGACCGGCCGCUUCUGCGACGGCAGGCUCAUCGUCGACUUCAUAGCGGAGGCGUUGCGGCUGCCGUUCUUGGCGCCGUACCUCACCGGAAGGACGGCGAACGACUUCCAGCAGGGGGUCAACUUCGCGGUGGCCAGCGCGACGGCGCUGAGACAGGACUUCUUCAGGGACAUGGGGCUCAACCUGACUACCCUAACGCCAUACUCGCUGGAAGUGCAGCUGGAGUGGUUCAAGCGCGUGCUACACUUGCUGGGGCCAACUGAACAAGAGCGCAAGGACAUCAUGUCUCGCUCUCUGUUCCUGAUGGGGGAGAUCGGGGCCAACGACUACAACUAUCCCUUCUUCCAGAACCGGUCCUUCACCGCCGAGAUUAAGCCCUUGGUCCCAAAAGUCGUACAGAAGAUCGAAAGCGCCGUCAAGGUUUUGAUCGGCCUUGGAGCGAAGACGAUCGUCGUCCCAGGAAACGUCCCCAUGGGCUGCAUACCCAGGUACCUCGCCAAGUUCCGGAGCAGCAACCCCGGCGACUACGACGCCGCCGGGUGCCUCAGGUGGCUCAACGACUUCGCCGAGCUCCACAACCGUGCGCUCAAGCGCGUGCUGGAGCAGAUCCCUCGCGACCCGACGACGGUCACGGUAAUCUACGGCGACUACUACGGCGCCAUACUGGACAUCACCCGUAACCCUCCCAAACACGGGUUUACGAACUUGGCCGCGUGUUGCGGGGACGGUGGCCCCUACAACUCCGGCUCGCUGUACCCCUGCAACGCCACGUCCAUUGUUUGCCCUGACCCGUCCAAGCGCAUUUCAUGGGAUGGCAUACAUUACACUGAAGCUGUGUAUCGGUUCGUGGCGCGUGGCGUGCUAGAUGGACCAUACGCUGCACCAUCGCCCAUACUGUCGAAAUGCAGAUGCUAAACUACCUGUAUCAUAUGUGCACGUACUCCUAAAUCUACUUUUGCUAAUAUAUACUUGAUGAACAAGUAAUAUUAUCGACCAAUACUUGCUGAUCUACUUUGGUCAGCAGUUAUACAAUAAAUCUUGAACUUAGCUUGCAUGUACACGUAACGCAUCCCCUGCACGAAUUAACCUGCUUUAUAUG